UCACAGUGUGCAGCUAUUCCGCCCAGGAAGCGAUCGUAUGUUGUCCACAGUCCCAGCAGCUGCAGGCAAAUGGCUUUGGUCAGUCCUUCAACCGAAUCGAAUCCGAUCGCAUCAGUGUACGAAUGUGCAACGAGUACAAAAAGCUCACGACGGACAGUGUAGCAGUAAGCGCACUCACACUAAAUCCCACCCUGGUCAAGAUCGACGUGCCAAAGUGUGACAUGGUCGUGAAGCUGAUCGUCGGUGGAAAUGUGACGAAACCCGGCGAAUUUCCACACAUGGCCGCCAUCGGGUGGCGUCUACCAACCGGAGGUUACUCGUUCGAUUGUGGUGGUUCGCUCAUCAGCGAUCAGUACGUUCUGACGGCAGCUCACUGUUACAUAGAGGCUGAUGAUGGAGUGCUACCGUCGAUCGUGCGUCUGGGCGAUCAGAGCCUCGUGCGGCAGGAUGAUGGCGCGGAACCACAAGACUACCAGAUCCUGCGAUUCAUCGUGCACCCGGAGUUCAAAUGGCGUGAGGGAAAGUACAACGAUUUGGCUGUGAUCCAACUGCGCGAUCGUGUCAGGUUUACGAAUUUCAUCAGGCCGGCAUGCCUGUACGAUACGGAUGUCCUGAGCACUCCCACGGUAAUUGCCACCGGAUUCGGACUGAUGGAGGAUUUCGGUACUAAGUCGGACGAACUGCGCAAGGUGUCACUGUAUAUCUACGGGAAUGAUCUGUGCGCCGAACGGUAUCGCUUGAAUCGUCACAUGCGCCAGGGUAUCCGGAACUCGCAGAUGUGCGUCGGUAAUUUGGCCGGUGGGAAGGACACGUGCCAGGGCGAUUCUGGUGGACCGUUGCAGAUCACACGUGAGGAGAACCAGUGCAUGUUUUACAUUGUCGGUGUGACGUCGUUUGGGCAGGUCUGUGGCAGUGCGACUCCGGCGAUUUACACUAAAGUUAGCUCGUACCUAAACUGGAUCGAGUCGGUGGUGUGGCCGCACGAGCAAACACGUGACGAGCGGUUCACUAAUGUGGCGGUGUUUGCAAACUCUCGAGCAGAUGUGUAUACGUUUGAAAGCUUUUUUUCCUUAACUUACGGAGAGCCCUGUGUGUUUGACAGCGGACCCGGAAUCUGUCGCAGCUACAGUGUCUGCCAACGUGUGCUGGAGACGACGCGAGUGGUCAACAUAUGUGACUACGCACCCCACGCGAUCGUCUGCUGUCCGGUGGAUUAUGAGCAACGCCUGCAGCAGCUUGACGACCCUAACAAGCGCAUAAGCGUGCGAAAAUGCCAGGAGUACAACCGUCCCGGUUCUAGCGCGAUGCAGCUUGGCCAUCUUGCCGUCGGAUCUUCACUGGUUAAGGUGAAACCGAGCAAUCGGUGCCCUACAGAUCAGAACCUCAUCGUCGGUGGAACACCGGCACGGUAUGGCGAGUUCCCGCACAUGGCACGGCUUGCCGUCGUGAAUGCCAACGGUCAGUACACGUUUGUGUGCGGUGCCACACUGAUCAGUGAGCAGUGGGUCAUGACAGCUGCCCACUGUUUGGAGUCACCGACAUUGGCCGUUCGGCUGGGAGAAGUUAAGGAGGGCAAUCCUGACUAUGGAGAACCGAUCGACGUCCGGGUUCAGCAUAUCGUGGCACAUCCGAACUAUAAAGGCAAAACGGUGUACAACGACAUAGCGCUGCUGAAGCUGGCCAACCCGGUGACGUUCUCUUCUCGCGUCAGACCUGCCUGUCUGUACAGCGAGGAAGACUUCGCUCGCACCAAAGCAGUUGCAAUAGGAUUCGGAUCCAAGCAAAUAUAUGAAGAAAACUCGAAGGAACUGCUGAGGGUUUCGCUGGACGUUUUCUCUACGGCUGGUUGUGCCAGUUAUUUCCCACCACGUGGUCGCGUACCGCAGGGCAUCCAAAGCACUCAGCUAUGUGCCGGGUUCUUGCAGGGUGGACGUGAUACCUGUACUGGAGACUCCGGUGGUCCGCUUCAAAUAUACUCGAAUGAUGGCAACUGCCGAGCGCAGAUUAUCGGCGUCACCUCGUUUGGUGUGAGCUGCGGAUCCUCCACACCAGGCAUUUACACCCGUGUGUCUGAGUACAUUGAUUGGAUAGAAUCGACGGUGUGGCCGAAAAGUGGGUAA
Molecule: messenger RNA, 2120 nt
Organism: Anopheles nili
Lineage: Eukaryota; Metazoa; Arthropoda; Insecta; Diptera; Culicidae
Exons: 7
Coding region: 123-2120 (665 amino acids)
Biological process (GO): proteolysis
Molecular function (GO): serine-type endopeptidase activity
Source: RefSeq, a predicted model, not a curated record